UCUAGAAGAAAAUGAAGAGAAAUUUGUGGUUAAUUGCUUUGUUUUUGGCUCUCUAUUUGGUGAUCUCAUCUUAUGCAGCUUCAAGUGAGCCAUACCAAAUCCGAAAACUUUUGAUUAUAGAUGCACGGCCUAGUAAGUCAAGACCGGCACCCCACUGUUGUUAGCAAGGCAAUGGCGGGAGAAGGGAGUAUCCAUGAGAGGAGCUGCCGUUUUAUGGUUCGUAGUGUUUAGACUUUGGAUGGACUGACAUGUAAUUUUAUAAUGUAAUCAGACAAAAAAAACAGGGAAUCAUCAAAAUUAUUUUAAUAGGUUCUUUACUUAAAUGAGAUACGAAUAAAAUGUUCUGAUGUUAUAAAGUACUGUACUCUCUACCUUAUAAAGAAAUUAAAAAUAAAAGUCCAUCGUAUUUUUUUUUUU
Camelina sativa (false flax) is the source of this 417-nucleotide messenger RNA. RefSeq lists its product as uncharacterized. The record is from RefSeq and is a predicted model, not a curated record. NCBI's taxonomy places the organism in Eukaryota, Viridiplantae, Streptophyta, Magnoliopsida, Brassicales, Brassicaceae.